Messenger RNA from Trichechus manatus latirostris (Florida manatee), 9923 nucleotides. RefSeq names its product family with sequence similarity 13 member A (gene FAM13A). The record is from RefSeq and is a predicted model, not a curated record. Bases 1710 to 3761 code for a protein of 683 amino acids. Lineage: Eukaryota; Metazoa; Chordata; Mammalia; Sirenia; Trichechidae. The transcript is spliced from 17 exons.
UCAAUAAAGUAGAUACAUUACAAUAUAUAAUAUAUAAUCUAUGAAUUAACUAUUGUAAGUAAUCUUGUAACAGUUAUUUGAUGUAUUAAGCAAGAUGUAAAGGCAUUUUGAAAAACAAAAGGCUUAGGCAAAUAUAUAGAACUAAGUUAUUGUUACUGGAGAAUCAAAUUAGAAUUUCUAAAUCUAGAAUCAAGGAAAGAACAUACUGACAAUUUCAAUUUAAAUGAGUUUUUGAACUUAAAAGAACUAUUGAUUUAAAAGGCUGAUUUUAGUUAUCGAUAUUCCAUCAUAAUAAGUUUCAGGAUGACUAAUCCAUUUUCAAAAAUAUAACAGAGGAUUUAGCCAAGCGAUGAAAAAAUUUGUUAUUAGCAGAUAUAACAAAGGAAAGGAGGUAUCUCACAAUGGGACUUGGUAUUCUAAGUUUAGAAUUAUGAGUGGUCUGUAAAAACUUUGGGAAAAAAAUACAAGGGAGGACCUAAAAGCCUCCACUGUUUCUGGACACCAUGGACUCUCUGGUCUCUGUCAACGAUCUGGGCUGUGUUGUAACUUUGCAACUCUCGUAAUGUUAAAGAAAUCUUAUUCAAAUGUAUUUCUACUUAUUGUUCUUGCAGUAUGUGAAAUAUAUGGAUUAGCAAUUAAUGUUCCUAAAAAUAACACUUUAGUAUUCAAUCCUUAUGGAGAGACUGUAAGGGAAAGCUGAAUAAUUCACAGGCAUUUAACCUUUAUGGAAAAAUUGAUUUUAUUUUACUUGUAAAAAUAAACAUAAAUAAAUAAUAAACCACAGAUUGUUUUGACCUUGAAGGAAGAUGACUAUGUAAAUAAACACAUUCAAUUUAUAAGAAUGAAAUGCAGAAAUAAUAAGUUAAAAUAGCUUCCAUGAAAAUAGAUGCUUUAAACCCUUAAGGACUUGGGAAGAGUCUUAGGGCACGUAUUCUCCCCAGAAACGGGAGCGACGUGCCUUGGGUGAUGUCACCAAUGACUAGAAACCACCGCAGUGUAAACAGACAUCAGCAGGAAAUAAAUGUGGGUAGGGCAAGGGUCGAGAAGGACGCCUUCCUUCUAGAAAAGUAUCGUGCCUUCCAAAGCUAGUGUGUGUUUUUGUUUUGUUUUGCUUUGUUUUGUUUUAAGAAAAAAAAGGGGACGGAACCUGGUUCUUGCCUUCUGCCACAGAAACCUUCAGUGUCAGAGGCACUGUCUUUCCUUGACAAACGGAUUUCCUUGCUGGCAGUCUAUGCAACGUUGAGACGUAAGGGGCUCUUCACUCUUGCUGCAGUUAUUGGCUGCUUUUCCCAGACUGACAAGCCUGUCUGUGGAACUGCCUGGAGUAAAGUUUCAAGUUACCAGAACUAGGCAAGCCCACUGAGGAGCUGGAGCAGGAGGAGGAGGAGGAGGUGCGCCUUUAGCACUGCAGCAGCUGCAACUCUGAUUGGCUGGGUGGUUCAGCUGCUUCCCUGGAACAAAAGGUCAAAGUGGACUGCAGUGUAAAUGUAGAGAGACAGCCAAUAAAAUAGCAUUGCUUGAAGAAGUUUGGAAGCUGAGAGCAGCAGUACACUGGCUAACUGCAGAGCAAGUUGCUGCUCCGGCUGUGAGGUGCAGCCUCACACCCCAGGCUCGGCUCAGCCACUGUAGGAAGACGUUCACUGUACAGACGACCAAAUUUGUCGUGGAAGAGACAGUCGUGAGAUUCUCUUGUAUAUUUGUAUAGAAGAAUGGCUUGUGAAAUCAUGCCUCUGCAAAGUGCUCAUGUGUCACAAGUCAGCAGUGUUUCGACAACUGGAGAACUCUUAGAAAGAACCAUCCGGUCAGCUGUAGAACAGCAUCUUUUUGAUGUUAAUAGCUCAGGAGGUCAAAGUUCAGAGGACUCAGAAUCUGGAACAUCAUCAACAUCUUCCACAGCAUCUACCAAACAGCGACGACGCCAGCCCAAGGAACAGGAUGAAAUUCGAAGAGCCAAAGACAUGGGACUUGUCAACAAAGAAAAUAUUCCUUCUAAAUUCAGCGACCUUGAUGACUGUAUUUUGAAUGCUCAAGAAGUCGAAAAAGUACACGAAAAUUGUUCUGGUUAUGGUGGUGAAAGGAGCAAACCUAAACGUCAGAAAUCCAGUACCAAGCUUUCUGAGCUCAGUGAAAAUCAAGAUGGUCUUGUGAAUAUGGAAAGUCUCAAUUCCGCACGAUCUCAUGAGAGGACUGGACCUGAUGGUAUUGAACUGAUGACCAAUGAGAGCAAAGAAAAUGAAGAAGAUUGUGGACAUGCCCAGCAUGCUGAGAGCUCCACAAUGAAGAUUCAGGAGCAUCCCAGCAUACCUGACGCCAAACUGCAGAGGAGUCAAGACGCCGAUGACCAGCAGGAGAGCUUUGUCCCCGAAGUGCCCCAGUUGGACCUGGCUGCAUUGUGUGAUGGGAAGAGCUGGGAAGAGCCUGUCCCUACUUUCUCCACAUGGCAGCGGGAAAGCAUCAACUCUGAUGAAGCCCGCCUCUCCCCGCAGGCGGGGCGCCUGAUUCGUCAGCUUCUGGACGAAGACAGCGACCCUUUGCUCUCUCCGCGGUUCUAUGCUUAUGGGCAGAGUAGGCAAUACCUGGAUGACACGGAAGUGCCUCCUUCUCCCCCAAAUUCCCAUUCUUUCAUGAGGCGACGGAGCUCCUCUCUGGGGUCCUACGAUGAUGAGCAAGAGGACCUGACACCUGCCCAGCUCACACGGAGGAUUCAGAGCCUUAAAAAAAAGAUUCGAAAGUUUGAAGACAGAUUUGAAGAAGAGAGGAAGUACAGACCUUCCCACAGUGACAAAGCAGCCAAUCCAGAGGUCCUGAAAUGGACAAAUGACCUUGCCAAAUUCCGGAAACAGCUUAAAGAGUCAAAACUAAAGAUAUCUGAAGAAGACCUUACCCCCAGGAUGCGGCAGCGGAGCAACACACUCCCCAAGAGUUUCGGUUCCCAACUUGAGAAAGAAGAUGAGAAGAAGCAAGAACUGGUAGAUAAAGCAAUCAAGCCUAGUGUUGAAGCCACACUGGAAUCCAUCCAGAGGAAGCUCCAGGAGAAGCGGGCAGAAAGCAGCCGUCCGGAGGACAUUAAGGAUAUGACCAAAGACCAGAUUGCUAAUGAGAAAGUGGCUCUGCAGAAAGCGCUGUUAUAUUAUGAAAGCAUUCAUGGACGGCCGGUAACAAAGAAUGAACGUCAGGUGAUGAAGCCACUAUAUGACCGGUACAGGCUGGUCAAACAGAUCCUGUCCCGAGCCAACACCAUACCCAUCAUUGGAUCCCCCUCCAGCAAGCGGAGAAGCCCUUUGCUGCAGCCAAUUAUCGAGGGCGAAACUGCUUCGUUCUUCAAGGAGAUAAAGGAAGAAGAGGAGGGCUCAGAAGACGAUACCAACACAAAGCUGGACUUCACAGUCACCCUGAAAACUGAUUUCAGUGCGCGUUCCUUUCUGGACCAACUUGAAGAUGAUGCUGAUGGGUUUAUUUCUCCGAUGGAUGAUAUGAUGCCAUCAAAGUGCAGCCAGGACACAGGGCUUUCCAAUCUCCACGCUGCUUCAAUACCUGAACUCUUGGAACACCUUCAGGAAAUGAGAGAAGAAAAGAAAAGAAUUAGAAAGAAACUUCGUGAUUUUGAAGACAGUUUUUUCAGACAAAAUGGAAGAAAUGUCCAGAAGGAAGACCGGGCUCCUAUGGCUGAAGAAUACAACGAAUACAAGCACAUAAAGGCAAAACUCAGGCUCUUGGAGGUGCUCAUCAGCAAGAGAGACACUGAUUCCAAAUCCAUGUAAGGAGGCAGCCCCAGCCCUGGCAAAGGUGGCUGAGCAGAUACAGGGUGAAUUUACCAGCUGCUUCCACUGGUAAAUAGCUGCUCUGCAGAAACUGGAAGUCAGCCUUGAAGCUGGGAUUGGAGAGUACAGGGAAGGCUCUCCUGGACCUGCAAAGGAUGCCGCCCUUCUGCCUCCAUUCCACUGGGAUCGGCGCCUGUUUCCAUUGCCUGCCUGAGAGGCUGCCUAAAUGGAAAAAGGCAAGUUGACCUGACUUGGGAAUUUUGUAAUGGAAAAAUCAAGAUUCCUUCAUGUGCGCGCGUGCACACGCGCACACACACACACACACACACACACACACACAUACACACAUACAAACACACACACCACACUGUAGUGGAAGCUUUACUAACACUACCAGUGAUGAAUCACUACAUUUCGACACGCUCAUCUACAGAGAAUAUACACUGUUCGUUCCCUGGAGAACUGAGAAACAUGAGACCAUUCUCUGUCUGUGAUCAAAACAAGCUCAGGACUUCGUUUUGUAGAGCAAACUUGCCGUGGAGGUUUAUAUUCUCCUUGGACCCGUUAAGUGUGGACGUGCAUUGGAGAGCCCUAUUUGCUGCCUUGGCCAUUCUGGUGACCUUUACUCAGAGCUGCGCCUUUCCCACUGGUGUGAGUUUGUUUUUCCUCUUCUGCUGUCAGUAGAUGGAAGCUGCAUCUGCCCAGAAUGGCAGUGCAAUCAUCUAUUCAAUGGUGUGUUUCUUCAGGAUGUCCUCAGCUGACAGAAAGUUUGGUCCCUUACUAGAACUGGAGUAUCUGAAGAGAACAGAGGGAUUGUAGCAAUAGCUAUACUCAUGAUUAGUUUUUAAUCAGGUAACAGGGUGAAGACUCUGGCGAAUUCUUUCCUUAAGAUUGACUGCACUCAUCGGUCUAAGAUUUUUAAAAGACAUUUAACAUCAAACACUAAGUGAGGCCAGCCUUUUUGAGGCUCGGUUUCAUUUUGACACUAGCCACACAUAAAGGGUCUUGACUAAUUCUUAACCUAAGUGUCGAGGAUCAUGGGAGAGAGGGAGCCUGCAUUCUCAGCCUCCUGAGUACUUACCAGAAUUAAAAACAAAGAAAAAAAGCAAACCUGCACUAAAAAAUCUCCAAACUGAAGGGUAAGUAAGUCCUCAGAGUUCAGCCCAAGGCAGCAGAAUCUAAAUCACACUAUUUUCCAGAUGAUGCUGAGUAUCAAAGCUGUCUAUAUUAGACAUUUUGGAGGGACCAGGGGAUUUAAGACACCAAAUCAUUCAUCUCUUCAAUGUGCUAACAUUACUUUGUGAUCUGUUGCUACUUUUUAACCUUCUAUGUAUACGCUGAGGAAAGUGGGUUCUGGUCCAGCGUGUCCAUUCUGGGUCCUAGCAUAGGUGUCUGCGCAUGGCGGCCAUGUGUUUCAGCAGGUUCUGCCUUUUGAAGAUACUGUUGCAGGAUGAAUGGAACAUCAGGGAUACCCGCCUGUGUAUCCUGAGGGUUGCCCUCUUUAGGUGUAUCUUUUUCUUUUUCCCAAAUAAAAAGAAGAAAAGAGAAAGAAAACCUAAAACUGUACUGACGAGUUGUCAGUUUCAAAACGGGUUCUUAAGAAACUCUGUGGUCAGAUUGGAUUUACAGCAGCAUUUUCCAUUGCUGAAGUGAGGUGGCAGCUCUCCUCUGUCAGUUGAAAAUUGUUUUUAAGUCUGGGGGAAAAAGAAUGCCUUUAAGUUUGCUUUUAAAAGUGAUCGUGUAGAAGCAUGAGCUAUGUGUUGGAAGUGCCCGGGUGUUAAUCCACACGCUUAAAGACGGUACGUAAUCCCACAAAUUUAAAUGUACAUGAAAAUAUAGUUUGGUAUUCUUUGCUCUACUGUUUACAUUGCAGAUUGCUAUAAUUUCAAGGAGUUAUAAAUAAAUAAAAUGAUGCACUUUAGGAUGUUUUCUAUUUUUGAAAUCUGAACGUGAAUCAUACACAUGACCAAAAAUUGUAUUUUUUAAGAGAGAUACAUGUCUAGUCUGCCCUCUUAAAGUAAUUGUUAUCUUAAAUAAGCUAUAAUGUAAAUCAAAUCAUUACCAGUUAACUUUUAAAGCACAUCUGUUUAAGAAUAUUUUGAAAAAUAUGCUGCGGGAUUUUUUUUUAAAGGCAAUAGGAGAAAUUAAUUACUAAAUGUUUUGAAAUCUGUUGUUUCGGCAAAAGUAAACUAAAAAGAUUAUUCAGGAACCCCCCCCAUUCAAAUUUGUAUGAUUAAAUAAAAGGAAAACACCCAGUUAUAGUAAAAUAAAUUGUGCAUGGAUUGUUGUGUCUUCCUGUGUAAUUUUUAAUAAUCUAUAAUAACUUCAUAGAAUGGAGCGCCAGUUGCCAGGGGCGGGGGCGGAAUCUGUUUACACUAGGUUCUGUUUGAAGACGUUGUUCAGUAGUUUCUGGCUUGGCCAGAAAUGCCAAGGCAAAUUUGUUUCCACGGCAACCAUUUCUGCUGCCUAAGACCUCAAGACACUGGAGUCACUUUCUUAAUUGGCUUCACACAGGCAGAAUACUUUGGACUGGGGUUUUUCCUUUGCUCUCUUGGGAAUAUGUAUGUUUAUUAGCACAUGCCAACAAAAUAAACAUUAAGGGUUAUUUGAUGACAAUGUUAAGUAAAGGUUAAGCGUGAAUAAACUUGAUGUAUAUGAUUAUAAGAAUUAAGAGAUGGCAAAGCCUUAUAAUUUUAUUAUGCUCACUUGGAGUAAACAUUGGAAUAGAUGUUUAUAUUAAAGGUGAUAUAAUUAAUGCAUUUCAUCUUUGAAUCGUUUACUUAGGAUGUCACUUGCUAAGACGUGCGUGUGCAAGUUUUAGUAUAAAGCCCUGUUUUAGAAGUUUUUCAAGAUAGCAAAAGUGUGUCCUAUGCUGGUAGAAGCAAGCCCCCACACUCUAGGUGAUCUUCCAAUUCAGGGAAAAUUCUCAUGAAAGACCAAAUUUCAAACUGAAGAACUAAAUUGUUUUUAAAUGCUACCUAUAAUGCAUUGUGAGCUAAUACUUAGAUUUCUUAUAUGUCACUUUCGUUGCCAGUUUGAAGUCACAAGAUUAUUAGUCAUUGCCAAGGCAGGGGUCAGCAGUGUCCCUAUUUGUAACAUCAGGGUAAUUUUUACUUUGUCUCAUUAUGGUGCAAUGCUUGUGUGGCUGUCAAAGAGCCUCUUGCACGGUGUGCCUGCUCCCAGGUGUGGCAUUUCUGACCCAGGAAAAAUGGCUCAGGGCUGUGGUUUUGUCACAAAUAUUGCACUGAGAUGCCCUGGAGCCCUCAGUCUUAGAGCCUCUGAUGGCUGAGCAUUUGCUAAUGUGGUUGAACCUGGAAUUCCUUUUAUGGUGAAUAUUUAGGUUUCUUUUCAGCAGGAAGAGGUGGCCAUGAUGUCACUGAAGUUGCUUCUGUCUGGGGGUUGCCUAACUAUCAAUAGACAGAAUUGGGCCCAGCGUCUAGAACUGAUCACAGUUUUACAUGAAAACCAAAGUUUAAAGUUUGUUGAUUGAUUUUUUUUUAAAGAUUCUUGAUCUGAUCACAAAGAUGCCAUUUUUCUUAAGGCUAAUAACAAACACCUUACUACAUUUGAUGGUAUAUUUAGAGUUAUAACUCAUAAACUGUUAACUGCUUUGUGAAAAGCAAGUUGUCUAAAUUCUAUUUUGCUUCCAAGAGGGGUUCUUCCUGACCCACUGCUUCCUGGGUUUUUUGUUUGGUUGCUUGCUUGCCUAGAUAGAGAGAGAUGCUUUCUACGCCAAGAUCAACACCUUUGCCGUGUUCUUUUUCAUUAUUCACUUGGUUAAAUCAUAGGAGAGAGAAAAAAUGACACAAACAUGUUGAAGCAGUGUUUCCUCUGAAGCCCAUGUGUUUGACAGAACCCGGAAUGUGCUUUCCUUUAUAAACUCCUUUCUUUCAUUUUCCUCCCACUUGCCUCUCAGGCUAAAGAGUACAUUUUAUCAACAGACCAGCUAAACAUAUUUUCAAAUUUUUAUGUAUUUAAAUUGUGCAUAUUGGCACCUCUUCCAAUGGUGGCUGACAUGGCAAGCUCCAAACAAGAGUAAUAUAUACAUCUGGCAUUGCACUGUGACAUCGGCGACUUUCCCAGAUGGAGACUGUGCCUCCAUGGGCAUCUGUAUGCUGCCACAAACAAUCCUUGAUAGUAAACCAAAAAAAAAAAACCAUUGACAUUGAGUCGAUUUCUGACUCACUCAUGGUGACCCCAUGUGUUAUGUAUACAGGGGAGAUCAGAAUUAACAGUUACACAGAUGUGUAUGUAAAAUAGAAAUCCAUGUACAUUUACAACUUCAUGUUGCUAUGAAGUUGGAGUCAGGCCAGCCAUGGUCGCGUUCAUGGCUUGAGAAAUCAGUUUGGCAGAUCUAAUUCUCAAUCUCAAAGCAACUGUUAAGUCACAUACAUCUCUGUUCCAGAACAGAUAAAAUUUUAGUCACUAACAUAGGCCCAGAACAAUGUUUACAUGACAUGUAAGCAGAAAGUAUUUGAAAUUGCCAUUGUCCUUUUUUAAAAUGUAAAUUGAGAAAUGUGUACAUUUUUUUGUACAUGACUAUUUUGUGUAAACUUGAAAAUAAAAUAUUUUUAACUGUGGAUGUUUUUGUUGCUAUGUCUCCAGGAGGUCACUGGAAGGUGAAGGAAUCAUACAAGCUAGGCUUGUCCAUGGUUGUAGCUAGAAAAAAAAUGUGUUCUAUACUCAGCUGCUUUUAAAACAAUUCAUAGAAACAAAGGAAUUAAAGCAAAUUAAAAAACUUACUUAAGUACAUUUCCAAAGUCUAUAAGAUCAUCGCAGAUAAAUAACAUUAGUCUUUUACUAUUCUGAAGCUCAGAAAGCCACCAAAAUACUGACUCGAGAAAGAGCACAUUUAAGAGGUGUGAAGAGAGUGCCCCAGCCUUUGUGUUGCCUGUUAUAUAUCAGGCAGAGUGCUAAGUACCUGCCAGGUGCCCCCUCACUCAAGCCUCACAGCAGCCCCAUGUACCUUCUUACAGAUGAGGAAACUGCAGGUCCAUGGUGGUUAGGGAUGCAGGCUUUCUGUAAACUGCAUGUUAUGUGUAUACCCAGUGAUAAAAUGAAACAUCAAAAAUAAACUGAACCUGAAAUUAAAUAUAUAUGCAUAUAUGAAAACUUGGAGUAAGGGCCACGUCCUAGUGCUAACAGCAGGAUUCACACCGAGAUCUGUCUGACUCGAGUAAGGAUGCUCUACUGCUCCCGGUGUUGCUGGGUGCCAUCGAGUCAAUUCCAACUCAUAGCAACCCAUGUGACAGAGUAAUGCUGCCCCAUAGGCUUUUCUAGGCUGUAAUCUUUAUAGGAGCAGAGCACCAGGUCUCACGCCACUGCUGGAUGGGUUUAAACCACCCACGUUUCGGUUAACAGCUGAGUGUGUAGCCAUUGUGCCACCAGAGCUCCUGCUGCUGCUCACGGAGAUGGCGGUUUAAUGCCAUUCUUCUGCCAAAAUUGAAGCUUACCUGGAAUAAGUUUUGAAACACUGGGUGCAAGGUCAUGGAAUUUGGGCGGAAGUGGCAGGCAGCAUUCAGUGAUCCUCCAUUUUCUUAAGUAAUAUUUUGAAGCUGCCUUUUUCGGGGGCCAGAAAGUUGCAAUACCCCAAGUGCACCCAGGUUCUACAACCUCAUAGAAAGCCUGAUUUUACUCUGAAUCCUCCUGCCCCCCACUCAUACUAUAGCUUCUAAUCCUAUAAUAGUGUGCAGAACUGUGAACUACCUUAUUGGGAAUUUUAGAAUGGGGACCUAUGCACCGGGGUGCGUGGGUGGGGGGGUGGACAAAAGUUGAGGAGUAGGAGAGGCAGUCCUUUCAAUGGUAUCACUAUUAACCUCUUCAAGAAACAGAUUCUGAAUUGUGUAAGACACAAAACAUCAGCGUUAUCCCCAAGCUGGGUCAGCUCAUCAAGGCUAUAUAUGCACAGCAGAAUUUCAUAUUCAGUAAAAGCCAAACGUUCAAAUUCCCAAGAUGCAUUUUUAGAAUCCUGCUGGCAGGCAGGCAAGUGGGGCUUGGCAGUAACCAGGGCUGUGGACAGCUUGGUUCUCACCACUCCUCGCCAUCAACAAGGAUUGUACCACAGGGCUAGCUCCAUGUUGUGCUGCAGCUGCCCCGGGGAACACAGCCCAGUGCCACGCAGCAAGAACUGAGUCUGCGCCAGCUCUGAACCCCAGGUCUCGG